GGUGGAGAAAAAAUAAAAAAUAAAAAACAAAAUACAAAAUUAAAGAGAAAAACCCUCCGUUAAGAAGACACAUAAUCCAAGAGGUCCCUCCCCCCAAAAUUGGGAUGUGGACUAGGGUUUGAAGCCCGACCCGCCAAUUCCUCUUCCAAACCCUAUCCUUAGCUUUCUUCGUCUUCUCCGGCAUUGCAUCUGCAUGAUUCGGAUCCUGGUUCGGACAUCCAUUGUAGGCUCCGUCCAAAUUUGCUCUUCCAUCUUCGUCACCGCUAAUGGCUUCCAAGGCUUCGCCUUCAGCGUCGGCCAGUGGAUCGAAGUCCGGCGAGGAUCUUACGAUGAUGGGAUCACAAGGAACAAGUCCAAAUCUUAAGGAGAUAUCAUCAGUUAUUGAAUUUCUAAAGAAGCAAGUUGCUUCUCAACGUGGUGUUUCCAUACAGAAAAGAAUGGAAGAGAACAAGCAGAAACUAGUUGGGGUUACAAACUAUAUGUAUAAUUUGUCAAUGGCAAGAAGAAGCACCUGGAUUAAUGAUACUGGUAAAAAUGUAGAUCUGUUGAUAAGGAGGCAGAAAGAUGCUUUUGAUAUGCACAAUGGUAUUGAUGUAAAUAAUGGUGACAAAGAUACAUUGGACGAAGAUGGCCAUGCUUCUACAGCAGUUCUUCUAGGAUCUAAUGUUGCAGUCAAGAAUGCUGUUCGUCCUAUUAAGCUAACGGAAGUUAAAAGAUUACCUCCUUAUACCACAUGGAUAUUUUUGGACAGAAAUCAGAGAAUGACGGAGGAUCAGUCAGUAGUAGGUCGAAGAAGAAUUUAUUAUGAUCAAAAUGGAGGUGAAGCUCUAAUAUGCAGUGAUAGUGAGGAAGAAGCAAUGGAAGAUGAAGAAGAAAAGAGGGAUUUUGUGGAAUCCGAAGACUAUGUACUUUGCAUGACUAUCAAAGAAGUUGGUUUCUCUGAUACUGUGCUGGAGACACUGGCACAGUGUUUUUCUAGAAGCCCAUGCGAAGUCAAGGCAAGGUAUGAAAUUCUUAAUAAGGAAGAGAAGGCCGUGGGGGAUUGUAAGAAUGGGGAUAAUGAAGACGCUUCACAAAUUGGAAGUUCUUUUCUUGAUAAAGAUCUUGAUGCAGCUUUGGAUUCUUUUGAUAACCUUUUUUGUCGUCGAUGCCUUGUGUUUGACUGCAGAUUACAUGGAUGUUCCCAAGAUCUUGUCUUCCCUGCUGAGAAGCAACCUUCGUGGAGUCCUCCUGAUGAUGAAAACAUAUCAUGUGGUCUACAUUGCUAUCGAUCAGUGCUAAAGUCAGAAAGAACUGUUGGUGUGAGCUCUCCUAGCAAUGGUGAUUUUGAAGAAAAAAAUGUUACAUCAUGUGAAGGUGUUCAGAUAUCGUUGAGAAAGAAACCUUCUGGUCCAUCUGCAAGAAAGACGGUCAAGUCCUGCCAAAGUGAAAGUGCUUCGUCAAAUGCAAAGAACAUCUCAGAAAGCAGCGACUCAGAGAAUGGACAUACACAGGAUGAUAGUCACAUCCAUCACCCAUCUCCCUCAAAGACUAAGCUUGCAGGAAAAUGUGGAAUUCGUAAAAGGAAUAGUAAGCGAGUUGCUGAACGUGUUCUAGCUUGCAUGCAGAAAAGGCAAAAGAAAAUGGUGGCAUCUGAUUCUGAUUCUAUUGUCAAUGGUGGUGUUCCUAGUGAUACAAAACUUAGAUCUAAUUCAUGCAAAGAAAAUGAAGACAGUAGCUCUUCUUCACAUAAGAAUGUAAAAUCUCCUAUUGGUGGAAGGUCUAGAAGGAAGGAAUCAACAGUCAAGGACAGUCACAUCCAGGUUGAGGUUCCUGAUGGUUCUUCAAAUGAAAUGAUCACUGAUCCACCUGCCACUAGUAGUGAUGACAACAUAAGAAAAGAAGAGUUUGUGGAUGAAAACUUAUGUAAACAAGAAUCUGGUGAUGAUAAAUCUUGGAAAACUAUUGAGAAAGGUCUUUUUGAGAAAGGCAUUGAGAUUUUUGGACGAAACAGCUGUCUAAUUGCAAGGAACCUUUUAAGUGGUUUGAAGACUUGUUGGGAGGUUUUUCAGUACAUGAAUCACUCUCAGUUUAAGAUGUCCUGCCAACCUGGCGAUGCUUCAAACUCACUUAUGGAAGGCUAUUCUAAGGUUGACUUUAACGGGUCUAUGGGUAAUAAUGAAGCUAGAAGAAGAUCGAGAUUUUUGCGCAGAAAGGGUAGAGUUCGUCGCUUAAAGUAUACUUGGAAGUCUGCUGCUUACCAUUCAAUCAGGAAACGAAUUACUGAGAGAAAAGAUCAGCCAUGUAGGCAAUAUAAUCCAUGUAAUUGCCAAACAGCUUGUGGAAAGCAGUGUGCUUGUCUUCUAAAUGGGACUUGCUGUGAAAAGUACUGUGGUUGUCCCAAGAGUUGCAAGAAUCGAUUUAGAGGCUGUCAUUGUGCUAAAAGUCAAUGUCGAAGUCGUCAGUGUCCAUGCUUUGCUGCGGACAGAGAAUGCGAUCCAGAUGUUUGUAGGAAUUGUUGGGUCAGUUGUGGUGAUGGUACUCUUGGGGUUCCAAACCAAAGAGGUGACAAUUAUGAAUGUAGAAAUAUGAAGCUACUUCUCAAACAGCAACAAAGGGUGUUGCUAGGAAGAUCUGAUAUAUCUGGCUGGGGAGCUUUCUUAAAGAAUAAUGUUGGCAAGCAUGAAUACCUAGGUGAGUACACUGGGGAGUUGAUAUCACAUCGAGAAGCAGAUAAGCGUGGAAAGAUAUAUGACCGUGAAAAUUCAUCAUUUCUUUUCAAUUUGAAUGAUCAGUUUGUCCUUGAUGCUUAUCGGAAGGGUGAUAAAUUGAAGUUUGCCAACCAUUCUCCAGAUCCAAAUUGCUAUGCAAAGGUGAUAAUGGUUGCUGGGGAUCAUAGAGUGGGCAUAUUUGCCAAGGAACGAAUCAGUGCAGGCGAGGAACUUUUCUAUGAUUAUCGAUAUGAACCAGACAGAGCUCCUGCUUGGGCGCGGAAACCUGAGGCAUCUGGGUCAAAAAAAGAGGACGGUGGUCCAUCAAGUGGUCGUGCUAAGAAGCUUGCUUAACCUGGGGAAUUUAUAUUUACGACUUGGAUUUACAAAUUUUGUCAUUCUUUUACAGGUAGAAGCAUCAUUCUGAUUGACCUUGAUAGGUGCAUUCUUGAUCAUUUUGUUAUGGGGAGAGGCCAUUGCUUCUCCAUAGAAGAAAUUGAAUUGAAUUUAAUUUAACAAAAUUCAUGUUUACUUCAAAGAAAAAAACUAAUUAUUGUAUUUGCUAAAGCUUGAAAGAUAUACAAAAAAGCUUAGUGAAUCGAAAAAUGACUUUUGAAUCACAUUUUGAUUAUAAAUUUGCAAAUUUUAUAAACA
Ziziphus jujuba (common jujube) is the source of this 3344-nucleotide messenger RNA. RefSeq names its product histone-lysine N-methyltransferase CLF. Bases 267 to 3044 code for a protein of 925 amino acids. Gene Ontology annotation, cellular component: PcG protein complex. Gene Ontology annotation, biological process: chromatin remodeling. Gene Ontology annotation, molecular function: protein binding; histone methyltransferase activity. Lineage: Eukaryota; Viridiplantae; Streptophyta; Magnoliopsida; Rosales; Rhamnaceae. The transcript is spliced from 17 exons. The record is from RefSeq and is a predicted model, not a curated record.